AUUACUGGCAUGCUGAGCGGAAUUUGUUUUAAAAAGUGAUUAUAUGUUGACGAUUUACACACCUAGAAAAAUCACUUGACAGAUUAACUUGCAUUUAUAGUAUUAACGUAUUGACCCGCUAAAUGAGGAAAGUUUGAAAGCAUUUUAAGAUACCUGUUUAUGAGAGACUGGUGUUUGCAUCUCUAAAGAAGAUUUUUACACAAUGGAGGAAUUAAAUAAAAGUGUUAAUAUUGAAAAGAAUGAAGAAGAAGCGAGAUUUUCAUCAGAAGAAAGACUAGCAUGUAGUGAUAGAUUAGAAGACGAAGAAGUGUCCGUAACAACAACGGUGCAUACUGACAAAGACACAAUUAAAAACAACAGCAGUACCCCGGAAAGUGAAGCACUGACAUUGCCAGUGCCCAAUCGAGCAAAGUCUUCUUUUUUUAUUACUGACAUUCUUUCCUCCGAUAAGACAAGAGUGUCUUUACCGAGGGGGGACAAUGUGUUGUGCAGCGAUGAAAACCCACAUCAUAGACUUGACAUGUACUCGCGCGUCGGCCACUCGCCAUUUAAUGCAGAGUCCUUUGAUGAACUUGUCAAGCGAAAAUAUGGUAUCAAAAGAUCGUAUGAUGAAACAGAUCUAGUGUCAGAGCCCGCAUCCCCCGUGUCUCAAAGCGAACGUGAUAAUUUGGAUGAAGAAGACAGCGCAUCUUCCAGCUGCUCCAAGCACAAAAAACCUAGAAAAGCACGAACGGCCUUUACAGACCAUCAGCUGAAUUGUCUGGAAAAGAGCUUUGAGCGACAGAAAUAUCUAAGUGUGCAGGACAGAAUGGAACUAGCAGCAAAACUAAACCUGACAGACACACAGGUUAAGACUUGGUACCAGAACAGGAGAACAAAAUGGAAACGACAAACAGCAGUUGGAUUGGAACUUCUUGCAGAAGCCGGAAAUUAUACUGCUUUUCAGCGGAUGAUGCAAUCUAGCUCAUAUUGGUCACCGUAUCACCAACAAACCGCAAGGAUUCUAUCAAGCAUUGAUCCAUAUUACUUCCGUCCAUCCAGUACGUCACUUCCGUCUGCGCAGAAUCCACUUCUUACAAGAAUGUUCGGCCUGCAGCCAUCGCUUGGAAAUCUUCCGUCUUAGGUGAUGAGAUAUGAAUAACAGUCGAGAUUAACAAAUCGACAACACUUCUACAACGACAAUAAUUAGUCUUUUUGAAAAAGUAAUAAAAUAUUGCAGUUACAAUAAAUCCCUUGUGAAUAUAUAUGUAUAUAUACAUGAUUAAUUUUUUUAUUUAUUAUGAUUAUGAUCGUCAUUUGAUGAAAUAUAUGUAGAUAAUAAUGUACGAUGUAAAAUAAGAAUAAAAAGUAAACACUUUAUUUGUUAUGAAUUGUUUUAAAAUCAUCAAUGAGAAUAUCUAAUGAUAACAGAGCGAAAAAAAUGUAUUUUUAAUUGUACUUCGGCAUAUCAUAAUUUUAGAUAAUAAAACUGACUUUAAUUUUAAUGUGAAAGAUUCUUUAAAUGUGCAUCUUAUAUCAAUGAUGUUUUAGGAUGUUUAAUAACAAACUUUAUUUAGUUACAACACACAGUUAAAGUAUAUAAGUUAUCAUGAGAAUCACCUAACAGUGAACAUUACAAUGAAUUUUGACUUUUCAGUAUCCAACUUCAACAUUGUGUCAUCCAAUAUAUCAAGUAUUUUCACAAAAAUAUCAUUUUUCUUUUAUUUCUAAUUUGAUAAGCCAAACUUCAAAAUUAAUGAUACUAAUGUAACUGUCUUAUUCAUUGCGUUUUCUUCAUAGUUUACUAAAAUAAUAUUUUGCUAAUUUAUGAAAUUUGUAGAAGUUUUAAAAUUCUACAUCAUUCUUUGUAAAUAAAGUUGCUUUUGAAGUCUCAAUAAAUUUAUCGUAAUUGAUACAACGAUAGAUAUGGCAUGUCAACAUUCAAUAUAUAGAUAGGAAGAGUUUUUUCCUUAUAUAAACCUUUGAUAUGAAUGAAAUCAUUUAUUUCUUUUUUAUUGGGCCAAGAGGUCAUAUUUAGGAAGGCACAUUGACCAUAGUCACUUACGCUCAUGAUCUGAGUGUUGCAUUAUAAUAAACACUAAACUUGGAUUUUGUUUACAAUUCUGAAUGAUUUUACUUUCUGAAGCAUUAAAUAUAAGUAAAAAUUAGAAUAUUAAGGUUUAAAGAAAAUUUGAAUAUGGUUGAUACGUGAUCAAAUCUUUAGAAAAGCCCUUUUUAUAUGAAUUGACCAGUCAUGUUUAUAUCAAAUCAAACUUUUUUAAAAUUUCCUUCUUUGGGUUUUAUUUUAGAAAUACUACGCGCAGUGGUGCAAUUUUUUUCUUUUGAUACGUCCAUCAAAAUUGAUUCAAAAAUUUCUUUUUAACAAUUUUAUGUCACAAUAAAAUAAGCAGCAAAAUGCAAUUUUAAUUUUAUGAUUUUUUUUUUUUUUUUUUACAAAAUCAUCAAUUUCCAAC
Molecule: messenger RNA, 2453 nt
Organism: Magallana angulata
Lineage: Eukaryota; Metazoa; Mollusca; Bivalvia; Ostreida; Ostreidae
Product: barH-like 2 homeobox protein
Exons: 3
Coding region: 203-1123 (306 amino acids)
Biological process (GO): regulation of DNA-templated transcription
Molecular function (GO): DNA-binding transcription factor activity, RNA polymerase II-specific; DNA binding
Source: RefSeq, a predicted model, not a curated record